UGAUCGAUAAGGAACUUUUGCAGCUAGAUCCAAUUCUUCAUGAAGAAAACCCUCGACGAAUCCGGUCUCCUACGGGUGGCGGAGCUCGUCCUGCCACGGCUCCCUCCGUCUGAUCUCGCCGCCGCCGCAUCCUCCUGUAAGGCCUUCGGCCGCGAGGUCGCUUCAAUCUCCUCCCGGCGGGCGUCAGACGCUUCCCGAGGCGUCGAGUGCCACCCGAUCCCCUUUUUCAACCCCACCCUCGACGGCCAACCCUACUCCUUCUUCCUCUACACUCGCGUCCCCGUCUUACCAUCUUCCUCGAUGCCUCUCUCGGCUCGGCCGUGGGGAGGCGUAGACCACCCCGAUAAAAGUCGCACCUUGGAUGACGCUUCUUCCAUGUCGGCGUUCGCGUCGCCGAUCGCCGGAAGCGAGUCCGGUUGCGGCUGCAAGGAUUGCUCUUUCGGAGGGGAACUCGGCAUCUGCCCGUGCUUGAGUCCCGAGGAGGGAGCUUUUCUGGCUUCCGGCCCCGGAAUGGAGCUGAUGCUGGAGUGCGGGGCGAACUGUUCUUGCGGAGAUGAGUGCCUCAAUCGGUCGACUCAGCGAGGUGUUUCGGUGAAAUUGAGGAUCGUGAAGGACGAGAAGAAGGGAUGGGGAUUGCACGCGGCUCAAUUCAUUGCAAGAGGGCAAUUUGUUUGUGAAUAUGCUGCCCAAAUCAUGCUAAGGGCGUGUCUGAGUGACAAAAGGCUUGCGGACGCUGAAAUCAAUGCUGCGGGCGUGGCCGAGAGAGUUGUGGCCUACAGCCGGCCACCCACUUUGACGAUCUGCUUGACGAGGCUAGAGGGACACAUGCGCUGGCUAGCGAGGGUGGAGCGAGUCAGACGACGGCUAGCGAUGCUGUGGCUGCUACAGCAGACCUGCCUCCCAAACGACCUUCCAUGUUGCCGAUCGCGGUGCUCUCGGAGCCGACCACAUCAGGCGAGCCUCUAAUACAAUGCAAGAGGCAUCAUAGGGAAGCUUCUUCUCGAUCGACCACUUCCGCUUUGCAAACUCCGCAUGUACCGGUUCGCGUCUCUCCUCCGAGUGGGGUGAAACUUUAUCACCCGCAUUUCUCAAGCCGGCGGGCGCCUCGAUCCCUACAUCUGUGUCAUCCGAUCGGACGCCUUCCCUGUCUGGGUUGUCGUUGGGGACUAUCUGUGUGCCGAUCAUCGUGUUCAUGCCACCGCACUCCUCGCUGGCCGCACAAGUGUCCACCAUCCGACUGUCCCCGAUGCCCAACUCCACGGGCAAACUAACUUUUGAGCCCUCUGGUCCGAGCGGCCAGAGGCAUAUAACAACCAUCAUCCACUUGCGCAGAAUGACGUCAACCGGACGACGCCGAGACCCUUUCCCUCGAGGACCAAAUUCGGAUUCAGGGGUCGCUAGCAUAGGUGUGGGCCGAUGUUAAGGCCCACGCGGUGGUCAUUUCCUCGGAGGAGCUCGCGGACAGCGACACUCCGAUGACCACUAGGGUAUGUAUAUUGCUUCUAGAUUUACUUGCUUGUACCCCGCUUGACACUUAUAAUCUUAUUGCCACCGCAGUACUUGGUUGAAAGCCUAGCCAUGUGUCAAAGGUUAGCUUUUUUGGAGCACAAGGUUCAGCAGGCUGCUUAGCUAAGGGCCGAUUUGCAGAAGUGCAUCGAGCUGCUGCAGACAUAGAGGAGCAAGAGUGUCGAGUAGGCUUCGCAACUGGCGGAACUUAACAAGCAGGUCAGCUCUUCUGAGUCGAAGAUCAAUUCCACCAAUGGGAAAUUCCGAGCCAUUGAGGACCUGAAUAUUAAGAACAAAGAGGCUUUGGUCUUGGCUCAGAAUCCGAAGGAGUCUGAGAUAGCUCUGAGUGCCGAAGGACAGAGCCGAUCGGUAGAGCCGAUCGGUAGAACCGAUCGGCUGAACAAGCCUCAGUGAAGAUCCAGCUCGCCGCCAAGGAUGCCGAGUUUGCCUCGUUAAGGACCGAGUUGGAGGCAUCUCGAUCGACCUUCAAGAUCUAUCAAGAGGGGGAGAUCGACCGGUUUGAGGUUUUCAAGCAUGAUUAUCUCCGCUCGGAUCCCUUCAACCAUCGACUCACGGACUGAGUGCUCCGCCUCUUCAACUUCGGCAUUGAUAGGACCCUCGACCAGUUGAAGGACGAUGACUAUCUCUCUACAGCAAUGACCAACAAGAUCAUCAAUCGGGAGAAGCUGACCGAGUCGCUACCAGACGACGUGCUGGAUUAUCUCGAGUGACCUCCCCUCUCUGCUUUGCAGGCCUCCUUUUGUACUCCCUCUAGAUGUUGUGUAAAAAUUUUCUAAGUAUUAAUGAAUGAUCGUUCGUUCGGUGCAUCUUUCUUCUGUCAGAUUUUGCAAGUAUUAAUGAAUGCAUCGCCAUUCGGCUCAAGUGGGAUGUGUACCACUUAGCGUUUGUGAAAAUUUUCCAAGUAUAAUUCCCCGCGAUCCCGAUCGUCGAUGUAACUGGUCAUCACCUUAGUGUGGCUAAAUGGUCAUAUUUUAGCGAAAGAUUGAUGUUUCUAGCUGCAACUUGACCUCUUAUCAAGUGUAUUCUUGGCUUGCAUAGUCGUCGAUGGGUUUUAUUUGUCAUCGGAUCGGGUUUAUAGCCGUUGCUCGGCUAUUGAUUUUGUAAACUCGGGUUUAUAGUCGUCGUUCGAUUGUUGACGUAGACAAGGGUUUAUAGUUGCCGCUCGACUGUUGUUGGCGUAGACUCGGGUUUAUAGUCGCCGCUCGGCGGUUGAUGAAGACAAGUGUUUAUAGUCGCCGCUUGAUUAUUGAUUGGUCGACAAAGGUUUAUAGUUGUCAUUCGACUGUUGACGAAGACAAGAGUUUAUAGUCGCCGCUCGACUAUUGAUUCAUCGAUAAAGGUUUAUAGUUAUCGUUUGACUAUUAACGAAGACAAGAGUGUAUAGUCGCCGCUCGACUGUUGAUUCGUUGACAAGGGUUUAUAGUCGCCCUUGAUUAUUGACACAGACAAGUGUUUAUUGUCGUCGUUCGACUGUUGAUUCGUUGACAAGAGUUUAUAGUUGUCGCUCGACUGUUGAUAAAGACAAGGGUUUAUAGUUGUUGCUCGACUUUUAACUUGGCUGAUCGAUGCAAGAGGCUUGGAACACUUGUGAAUUUUAUUCAUUGUUCACCUACAUUUACAGGACAUACGAUGAUAUAAUUUUAUCUGGAUUUAACCACGCACCUCUCAUCCGACCCUAUAAGGCUGAAGAUGGUUUGCGCUCUAAGGCCAUUCAAGCCUUCUCCUAUCCUCGUCCUGCAAGUAAUAGACUCUCGAGCGAAGCUUCUGAAUGACUCUAUAAGGUCCUCCCCAUGGAGCUUCUAGCUUGGUGACGUCGCUGAUCGACUUCACUCUUUUUUAAAGCAGGUCGCCGACCUGGAAUGACCUUGGGAUCACCUUUCGAUUGUAGUUCAGCUUCAUAUGCUGCCUGUACGCCAUGAGUCGGACGGCGACCUUAUCCUAGGCUUCGUCCACCAGGUCGAGCUUCAUGAAUCUCCGCUUGGCGAUCCCAUCAUCGUAGAGCUGCACUCGAUCAAACUCUACUCCGACUUCCACUAGAACUACUGCUUCACCUCCGUAUACCAGAUGGAACGGUGUGACGCCGAUCGCCUCUCUUGGUGUGGUGCGAUGGGCCCACAAGACGCUAGGGAGUUCAUCAACCCAGCUGCCUCCAACGUAGUUAAGCCGAGCCUGUAAUCCUCUGAGGAUUUUCUGGUUGGUGACUUCCGCUUGGUCGUUGCUCUGGGGUAGGCCAUCGAGGUGAAAGCUUGCACAAUACCUUAACCUUCGCACCAUUCCUUGAGCCUCUGUUCUGUGAACUGUCGUCCGUUGUCCGAGAUGAGCCGAUGAGGGAUGUUAACCGACAUAAGAUAUUUUGCCAUAUAAACUUGAUGACCAUAUGUUCGGUUAUCUUGGCUAGCGACUCAACUUUCACCCACUUUGAAAAAUAAUCUAUUGCGACGAGUAGAAAUCUUUGCUGACCGGUUGUCAUUGGAAAUGGUCCAACGAUGUAUAUGCCCCAUUGGUCAAAUGGACAAGACACUGUGGAUGUCUUCAUCUCCUCAGUGGGUCGAUACGGGAUGCUAUGAUAUUUUUGACAUGAUAAGUAGGUGGUUACUGUCCGAUUGGAGUCAUCCUGCAAGGUGGGCCAAAAAUAUCCCGCCAACAGGAUCUUUCAAGUCAGUGAUCUACCGCUUGAGUGGCUUCCGCAAGAUCCUUGAUGUACCUCUUGCAAGAUGUAUUCAACGUCCUCCGAUCCCAUACACUUGAGCAGCAGCCUUGAGAAAGCUCUUUUGUAGAGCUGAUCCCCGAUCGCAGUGAAUUGUCCAACCCUCUUCUUCAACAGACGAGCUUCUUCUUGAUCAGCUGGUAUGGCGCCUGGUCGGAGGAACUCUAUCAGUGGCGUCCUCCAGUUGCUCGGGAAAGUUAUUCCAUCCAUCCUAUCGAUGUGCGCCACCAGUGAGACCUGUUCGAUCAGCUGAUGUAUCAUGAUCGACGAUAAUGUACUGGCUAACUUAGCCAGCUCGUCCGCAGCCUGGUUGUCUGACCGGGGGAUCUUCUGUAUAACCACUUCUUGGAAGUUUGCCUUCAACUUCUCAAAAGCUUCUGCAUAUAACCUGAGUCGGGAGUUGUCUAUCUUGAACGCCCCCAGUAGCUGUUGAGCCACCAGUAGAGAACCCGAGUGAAUGAGAACUCUCGUAGCUCCUAUAUGCCGAGCUGCCUGUAAGCCGGCUAUCAGGGCCUCAUAUUCGGCUUCAUUAUUUGUAGCACGAUAAUUCAGCCGCACGGACAACUGCAUCAUGUCCUUUCGAGGCCAAAUCAAGAGAAUGCCGACCCCGCUGGCUUACCGAGUAGAGAAACCAUCUACAUAUAUUUUCCAAGUCGCAUCUGACUCGGCAUUUUGGAUCUCGAUCACAAAAUUAGCUAAGGCCUGAGUUUUGAUCGUCGUUCGGGGUUGAUAUUGUAUGUCGAAUUCACUCAGCUCGGUGACCCAUUUGAUCAGUCAUCCGGACGCUUCUGGGUUAAGGAGAUUUCUUCCCAGUGCAUUGUUGGUCAUCAUCACAAUUGGGUGUGAGAGAAAGUACGGACGAAGCCUCCGAGAGGCGAGUACGAGUGCAUACGUCAAUUUUUUUUAGAUUGGUGUAGCGGAAUUCUGUAUCUUUUAAUAUAUGACUUAGAAAGUACACGGGUUGUUGCUCAGAGUCGUUCUAGCGCACCAAUGUCCAGCCAACCACAUAGUUGGUGGACGACAAGUAGAUCCAGAGUGGCUCGCCAACGCUUGGCUUGACCAAUAGAGGUAAGGAGGCGCAACACCUUGAAGAACGGGUGACUCCGGUCGGAUGAUUUAGAGAUGAACCUUGAUAGCGCGGUGAUAUGUCCGGUCAGCCGUUGAGCCUCCUUCAAGUUGCGGGGUGGGGGCAUGUCCUGCAAUGCCUUCACCUUGCUUGGGUUCGCCUCGAUUCCCCGUUCGGUGACGAUACUCCUUGUUUUUAACAGACACUUAUUUAGGUUCAACUUUAUUCUAUAUGCCGUUAGGGUUCAGUAAGUUUUUUCAAUGUCUGUACAAAGGUCAACGACUCGGAGAGAUUUUAUUAAUAUGUCAUCAACAUAUACCUCCAUGUUGCGGCCGAUCUACCGUUGGAAUACCUUAUUCAUCAGUCUCUGAUAGGUGGCGCUGACAUUCUUCAAUCCGAACGACAUCACAUUGUAACAGUAAGUCCCGUCACGGGCAAGCAGCACUUGAUGGUAACCUUGGUAUGCGUCGAGCAUGCAGAUCAGCUUGCAACCCGCCGUGGAGUCCACCAUUUUGUCUAUUCGGAGGAGUGGAUAUAAGUCCUUUGGCAGACAUUGUUCAGAUCACGGAAGUCGAUGCAGACUCGCCACUUGUUGUCCGGCUUGGAGACCAACACGAUGUUGGCCAACUAGUUCGGGAACUGAACCUCGCGGAUGUGACUGGCUUCUAGCAAUUUUUCAAUCUUCGCUCAAAUGAUUUGGUUCUGCUCCGCACUAAAGUCCCUCUUCCGCUGUUUCAUCUGUCGAGCGUCCUAUCAGACGUGAAGCUUGUGUUAAGCUAUGCUCGAUGAGAUGCCCGGGAGCUCGUGUGUCGACCAGGCGAACACAUCAUGGUUCCGUCUAAGGCAGGUGACCAGCUCCGCCUUCUUCUCCUCUAUCAGGUCAGCGGCGAUGAAGGUGGUGGCCUCCGACUGACUGCGAUGUAUCUGGACUUCCUCCUUUUUCUCAUAGACCAGCGCGGGAGGUUCCUCCAUGAUGGCGUUCACCUCCAAACAUUGGAUCUUCCGUGUUGCUCUCACCUCUGUCUUGAUCAUCUCGACGUAACAUCGUCGAGCGGCCAGGUGACACCUUUGACUUCGCCUACUUCAUUGUCCACCGGGAACCUUAUUUUCUAGCAGAAAGUGGACACCAUCGCUCGAAACUCAUUGAGGGCCGGUCUGCUUAAUAUGACAUUGUAGGUGGACCUACAAUGAAGUUUAUGGUCCUUGUCCUCUUGAGCGGUUCUUCUCCGAGUUAUAUGGUCAGCCGUGCUUGGCCGAUCGGCAACAUUUUAUUGUUUGUGAACCUAUAGAGCGGGAUUAUCAUUGGCUGCAACUCACUUCGGUCAAUUUGCAACUGGUCGAACGCCUUCUUAAAUAUAAUAUUCACCAAGCUAUCUGUAUCAACAAAAGUUCGAUGAAUAGUAUAAUUAACUAUCACUGCCUAGAUGAUCAAACAUCAUCAUGUGAGGUCUCUACUCCCUCUAAGUCUCAGAGGCCGAAGCUGAUCUCGGGUCCCUCGGCCUUCUCCUUGCUGCAUCCAACAACAUGUAUUUCUAGUCGCCGAGUGUGCGACUUCCUCGCUCGGUUAGAAUCACCUCCGGUCGGCCCACUGGCGAUGAUUCCUAUCUCUCCCCAAGCGACGUUGUUUUGGUUCUCCUCCUCCCAAGCCGAGGUCCUAGUCUGCUCAGCAGAAGCUCGGGCGGGACUUGUGUUAUUUCUCCUUUGAGGGUGACGAUGGCGCCGCUCGUCCGCCUACCUGUCUUCUUCUCUUCGACCGGCUGAUUGAUGCCUAUGACGUCGAUCGGGAGAUGGUGACUGACGGCAAUAUCCUUGUGGAGUCGGUCUGCUUGCAAUGGGUGUCAGGUCGUAGCAGUCAGCAGUCGCGCAUGUUGCGUGUAGUCAACUGAUGGAAGGAGCAAAAUAAUGGUGUCCAUGACUUGCCUUUUGCAACUUUCAGACGGCUGGCUGCUACAUGCUGCAUAGCAUGUGUCCUUGGCUCCUGAUGUGGCUGUGCUGCUCCCGAUUAGGGGUCUUUCGGUGGUUGAUGGUUGGUGGUUGGUCGCCGUUCCGCGAGAGCAGCAUGCUUGGCAGGUGCUUCCUUACUUCGUGCCGCCUGGGCUUCCUCCACAUUUAUGUAUUCGGUGACUCUCCGGAGUAGAUCGUCGAAGUCCUUUGGCAGUCUCCAGAUGAGAGAGCGAAAGAAUUCCCCUUCGGUAAGUCCUUGGGCGAAGACAUUCACUAAAUCUCCGAGGAGACCGAUGGAAUAUCCAUGGCCAUCUUGUUGAACCGCUUAAUGUAGGCUCUCGGCGCCUCUUUGGGCUCCUGCUUCAACGUGAAUAGGUUAACACUUGUAGCGGCGACUACUAGUGAAGUGGUGUAAGAACUUCGCUCGGAAAUCCUUAAAACUGUGAAUUGAUCCGAUCGGCAGGCGUCUGAACCAGCGUUGCACCGAUCCGGAAAGGGUAAUGAAGAAGACCCAACACUUCACUCCGUCAGGGUAUUGAUGGAGUGUGCCCGCGUUAUCAAAUUUGGUCAGGUGGUCGUCCGAAUCAGUCGUUCCAUGUAUUCUCCGAUCGUCAAUGGAGUGUAGUGUCUUGGUAGAGGAUCGUCCAGGAUCUCCUGAGAGAACUGUUCGUUGAUUCGCUCAAGCAAAUCAUCAUUCCUUGGUGCUUUCCCUUUCCGUGCUUCCGGAACGGGCGCGUCGCUCGAUGAGGAUCCUCGUUCCUUGUCCGCUCGGCACUGCUCCUAUGAUGGGGUAUGGAACAGUGUCCGAUGGAAGUGGAUUGACGCGUUGGGCACGUUUCUGUAUGUGCCCGUCGGUUUUUUAUUCUGGCCUUGUACGGAUACAUGCUCCACUCGGUCCCUAUAUCCGGCCUGAUGACCUGCUGCUGAUGUCGUGGGCUCAUGUACCUGGCGCUGUGCGCCUGCUGUUAUUAUUACUCCAUUUUGACUGUUCAAGCUUGUAUCAACAUAUGAUGACUCAGCGUGUUAGGACCCUGAAGGAUGGUCAAAGUAUUCGUAUGGAUUGCAUUCUUUUGAUAUGUGGCAAAUGAAUGAUUUUAUGCCCAUUUUGAUUAGUAUGGUGUCCAAGGCAUUGUAGUGUGAAUUUGAAUCCCCCUUUAGUUUGAAGUGAAGGGGGUUUCUCCUAGUUGCUGCGAUGACAAUUGUUUUGAUCCUUUCAUCUUCAAACGAGCAUCCAAUUUAUACUCUUGCCAUAGAUACUAAUUCCUCUGGGUUAAGCUCAAGUCGAAAGACAGCUUCUAACACUUGGCAAACUGACUAUCAAGUUAUUAACUGAUAUACUCAUGUGAAAUGUUUAGGUUUUGGCAUUAGCUUCUUAAUUUCUUUGGGUUCUUGUUAACUUCUUUGACAUUGCUUUGGAGUUAUCUUU
Messenger RNA from Zingiber officinale, 8670 nucleotides. RefSeq names its product histone-lysine N-methyltransferase SUVR3-like. The record is from RefSeq and is a predicted model, not a curated record. NCBI's taxonomy places the organism in Eukaryota, Viridiplantae, Streptophyta, Magnoliopsida, Zingiberales, Zingiberaceae. The transcript has 2 exons. Gene Ontology annotation, molecular function: protein binding. The coding region runs from base 40 to 966 and encodes 308 amino acids.